Messenger RNA from Lingula anatina, 295 nucleotides. RefSeq lists its product as uncharacterized. The record is from RefSeq and is a predicted model, not a curated record. Gene Ontology annotation, cellular component: nucleus. NCBI's taxonomy places the organism in Eukaryota, Metazoa, Brachiopoda, Lingulata, Lingulida, Lingulidae. Gene Ontology annotation, biological process: positive regulation of transcription by RNA polymerase II; cellular response to hormone stimulus. Gene Ontology annotation, molecular function: nuclear receptor binding; protein dimerization activity.
GCACUGGACGGUUUCCUGUUUGUUGUUAACAGUCAGGGGAAGGUGGAGUUUGUAUCCGAAAACAUCGCACAGUACCUCAAGUACAAUCCUUGUGAUGUUGUAGCCAAAAGUAUAUAUAAUAUCAUCCACGUAGGAGAUCACGCUCAGUUCAGCAGCAGUUUGCUGCCCAUGUCAGUAGGUGGCAGCUUGUCUUGGCCAAGAGAAGGAUCACUAGGCAACUGUAGCCGUACGUUCUACUGUAGAAUGCUGAUCAAACCUCCAGGUAGGUGGUGACGAAUCGAGUUUAACAGGAAAA